UACUCACAUCCGGUGACUAGAUUUUGUUUGUGUUGUGGUCGGCUGAAGAUGUUGACUACGGCUUAUAUUUGGGGAAGGGUUUAUAUCGUGAAAAACAUUUUAUUUUCUGGUUAGGUCCUGUUUUCGGGGAAACAUGGUAGUGCCCUUGAUAAUGCUUUCAUUAAGGGAAGAUAAUUACGCCCAUCCGGAGAAUAUACUUUGUUUGUGUUGUUGUCUAGUACAUUACACUUCAGUAAUUUGACUUAUUUAAAAUCCCAACCAGAGAUCUGCCAUCAACUUAGAAACAUCUAGCUGCCAGGAUUAUUUAUAUUUUAGCGAGCACUUAUUAUCGUUAAAUUGUUUCUUUUGCAUGCUAUUUUUUUUCAGAAACACUGGAAAACAUCAGGCAUGGCCUGCACUCACUCACAAAGGAAUAGUAGUCUACAGAAGCAGCUGCAGGUGCAGACUGGAUCGCGCAAUGACGAUGGUGUUGUUGACCUGUGUGACCCCCUUCACCCUCCAAACAAACUUCUUAUGCAAAGUCAUACAUGAAAAACCUUCGUUUACUUUUUAUUUGUUUCGACAAUAUAUGUAAUGUCACGAAUUUACAAACCAUUUAAACAGCCAUGUAUGCAGUUAGCAGGGUCUCUCGCAGACACAUUUCCUUUCGCUGUGCUUGACUUUUGCUGACGCCUUUCUCCGUAGCCAUAUUCUAAAGGAAACAAAGGCCGACAAGAUGAAUUCUCUUCACUGGCUAGACUAUGUCGUCAUAGCCGCACUGAUGGUGGUUUCCGUCGGCAUCGGCAUCUUCUUUGCGGUGUACAGGGGCGGUCAGAAAACAAAGGUGGAGUAUCUCCUGGGCAACCGUCAGAUGUCAAUGAUCCCAGUGUGCUUGUCGAUGUUCAUCACCUUCCAGUCAGCCAUCUCUCUGAUUGGUGCACCUGCCGAUGUGUUUAACACUGGAACGAUGUACAUGUUCCUCGGCUGCGGUUUAGGUUUAGCUUACAUCGUGGGUGUGUUCACUGUGGUGCUUCUCAUCUACCCGCUGCACAUCACCAGCGUCUACGAGUACCUGGAGCUGAGGUUCGAUUCCAAGUGUGUCCGCCUGCUCGUUACCAGCCUCGGCAUGGUGCAGACGAUUCUCUACAUGGCGGUAGCUCUCUACUCGCCGGCUAUGGCUCUACAAACAGCUGCUGGUUUGCCUCUGUGGGUGUCUGUUGCUAUUGUGGGUGGUCUCUGUACUUUAUAUACAGCAGUGGGAGGAAUUAAGAGCGUGGUCUGGACAGAUGUCAUUCAAACGGUGGUUUUCUUCAUCGGCAUCGGGGCUGUCCUGGUGAUGGGUACACUCCAUGUUGGCGGUGUCGAGCAGGCCUUCCAACUUGCCUCGAAAGGAGGCAGAGUACAGUUCACAGAGAUUACCCCGGAUGUUCGUGAGCGUCAUUCCAUGUGGUCCACAGUCAUUGGCGGUUGCUUCAUGUGGUUGUCCAACUGCUUCAGCCAGUCGUCUGUUCAACGCAUCAGCGCUUUGAAAUCAAUGAAAGAUGCGAAACUAGCGUUUAUUUUCAACGCGCCCCUCGUCAUCCUGUAUUCAUUAGUUCAGACGCUCACCGGGGUCUUGCUCUACGCCUAUGUCGUCACCAUCGGGUGUGAUCCCUAUCAGGCAGGUAUCAUCGAUAACAGAAACCAAAUGAUGCCAUACUUCGUCCCCAGUCUGCUGGGUAGUCUGCCGGGUAUGCCUGGUCUCUACAUGUCUCUGCUGUUUAGUGGCUCGCUCAGCACUCUGUCUUCCGGUAUCAACGCCUUGGGUGCCAAUACUGUGGAGGACCUCCUGGCACGUCCUCUGAGAGGCUACAAGGACGCCACUGUCACUGUCAUUGCUAAAAUAACUGUGCUGCUGUAUGGAGGUCUCACUAUUGGUCUCGCAUACCUCGCUCGCUCCCUGCGCGGUCCAGUCACACAGCUCGCAUCGUCUGCGUUCGGAGCCUGUGGUGGUCCAGUCAGCGGCAUUUUCUUUAUGGCAGGAAUGGUUCCCUGGGCAAAUAAAUACGGCGCCAUCGGCGGUGGAGUCAUCGGCAUUGUCGUUAACAUGUGGAUCGCUGUUGGUGCCCAGCUGUACGGCGCCCCUAUACGUGCCUUACCCCCGGGGCCGACACACAACUGCUUCGGGAAUAGCAGUAACUCUCUCUACUUGUAUAACCUCACGACUGAAGAGCUCUACACGACAGUCGCAGCCUUACCUAUGGGCAUGAGUCCUGACAAUAAUAUAACUGAUGUCUCCCACACAUACCGUGGUGACGAAUUCUCCAUAUACGACAUUUCUUACCUGUGGUACGGUUUCGUUGGGUUCUUCGUAACUUUUAUCACUGGAGUCAUUAUCAGCUUCAUCACAGGCCCCACAAACAAAGCUACUCUCGACCCAAAACUCGUAUUCCCUUUUACACGGAAGUUGUUCCGAAUGAAGGAAUCUUCACAGGAACCAGAAGAUACUUCUAACGCCAUCGCCAUGAAGACCUACCUUCAACGGGUGGAGAAAUUUUUGAAGAAGACGGAUACCAUGGUCGUGGAAGUGGUGUUUGACAAGACAAAGCCUAAUCAUUAACCAUUUGACACCUACCUUCUAGUGUUGCUCUUCUAUGUAACUUCUGAGAUAGCAGGAAGGUCUUCGGAACUUUACAUUCUUUUUUUUUUUUUUUAUUUUAGAAAUAUUUCUUAAUUUUCUCUCCAAUUUUCCUGUUUUUCUGGCCUUUUUUUCUUUUUUGUGCCUCUCAUCACUAAUGGUAAUUCCUUGCAUUAUUUGGAAAAUAAAUUAUAUCGAAUUUAAUUUCUACUCUUUGUUACAACCAGGAAGAAACAGUUAUUUACAAUAACGAAAUUAACAAUCAAAUAUUUAAGAUUUCACAUCAUUCCCUUGCCGACUGUUACAAAGCUAUCCAUAGCAAUAAGAUAGAAAAAUACACAUCCAUUACCUUGUCUAGGCAAUGAAUUAAUCGCAUUACCAGUCUCUUACACACACACACAAUUAUCUCCCCUGCGUCUUUCUACUUCGACUUGUUUGGGAAUGACAAAACUGAGCUCACAUAAACAUUUCGUUCAGUCAUACGCUCUUUUACCAUGCAUUGCUAAUAGUAUACAGCUAAGGGUGACAAUUCAUUCUUCUUAAAACAAACAAGGGGAAUAACCCAUGCUCCUAACCUGCUCGCUUCCUCAAUGCAAUCCUGGGAAAUCUAUUCAGUACUCAUUAAUGCAUCUUAGCUUUUAUUGCUACCUAUUUAGUACUUUUUACUAAUUAGUCAUUCAUAUAUGAUUCACAUACUUUGCUUUUCUUCAGCAUCAGGAUAAUAAACACUUGUAAGAUUAACCUGGCUCACUCCCCUGUUAGCCCUUGGGUUCUCUAUUAUUUUGACUGCUGUUUAGUCAUAAAAACGAGGAAAGAAUGAAAAAACUAUAAAAUAAAG
Molecule: messenger RNA, 3434 nt
Organism: Pomacea canaliculata
Lineage: Eukaryota; Metazoa; Mollusca; Gastropoda; Architaenioglossa; Ampullariidae
Product: sodium-coupled monocarboxylate transporter 1-like
Exons: 18
Coding region: 716-2578 (620 amino acids)
Biological process (GO): sodium ion transport; transmembrane transport
Cellular component (GO): membrane
Molecular function (GO): symporter activity
Source: RefSeq, a predicted model, not a curated record